AUUAUAAAAUAGACGGUGCAUUUAUUUUGUAUUUGAAUGAUAUGUUAAACUAGCUAAAGUUGUUACAAUUAAAAUACGUGAAGAAUAUAAGAAAAAACGUGUAUUUUAAACGUAAUAAUCGAACGUUUUCGAGGCGUACAGUUGUGGCUAGCUAGUUCUAGCUACAGACAUUGGUAUUGAUAUAAACGAUAGCUAGCUUAUUAUGCAUACAUAUACCAAAAACAAUCUUGUUUUUAUAAAUAAUGUAAUUACAUUUUGAAAUGUAGUGAAAUAGCUGUUAAUGUAUUGUCGCUUUCGUUCAGUCGACGUCUCUUUGGCCUGUUCAAACUCAGGUUAGCCUGUUAGCUGCUAUGUCAUGCUUUCUAAAACUAGGCUUCGGUGAGGAUAGUUUCUAAGGAUUACCGAGCAUUUGCGUUUGAGGAUUUAGUUAACUUGCGCUAAAACAAGCUUUUAGUCAUAAAUAACCAAUGGCUUCGUCUAGUUUCUGGUUGGUUGGCCUUUCAAUACGCCCACAAAGAGAUACACAUGGGUGUAAUCAACCUGUGCAUGUCUCUUAUACGCUAAGAGUACAGUAGAUUAAAUCAUGCAUUAAAGUGAUCGGAUUUGAUCCUGAUAUCAUGCGUACACCGGCUGAACGCAUCGCUUGCGAUCUCCGAUGGGCGCGUGUGUGCUGAAUGUGAGGAAAUGUCUGGACUGGGGCAGGAAAAACAGCCCUGCAGUAUUUGGGCAUGGUCGCUAUCCGAUUGACCUGACAACAGUUUCAUGAGUGGCUGUAUUUUCGAAAUGGGGAAAAAUAUCUUGGGCGUUUAGACGUGGGAGAAUUAGGCGCUUGCGUGGUUUUACUUCGCGUUUACAGUCUUGUCGCUGGUUUUGUAAACCUGGCCUAAAUAUACCAGUUUGUGAUGAUACUGGUGGUCAUUUUACAGACAUGUUACGAACUGAAUGUUUACCAAGCUUCAGGUCCUGGAGGCUUCUGAAUGCAGUUUGACAGUUCAGUGUGUUUGAGACAUGGCAGAAGAUCAGUUAAAGGCAGAUUCCUCGGCUGGGGAGGGAGAGACGGAGCCCAAUACACUGCUGCAGAAGCUCAAGAGCAACAUUUCUAAAAAUGUGCAGGGGAAAGUGGACAAAAUUUUGGAAGAUGUACAGCGUUUUUCUGACAACGAUAAGCUCUACCUUUAUCUACAGCUACCCUCAGGUCCAAGUGCAGGAGAAAAGAGUGGUGAUUCAAACUCGGUCAACACAGCAGACCAACUUCACACCUGCAACUGGAUCCGUAGCCAUUUGGAAGAACAUCCUGACACCUGCCUGCCUAAACAAGAUGUUUACGAGACAUACCGGAAGCACUGUGACAACCUACAGCAUCGGCCUCUGAGUGCAGCGAAUUUUGGCAAAAUCAUACGAGACAUCUUCCCUAACAUAAAAGCACGAAGACUGGGUGGUAGAGGACAGUCCAAAUACUGCUAUAGCGGGAUACGUCGAAAAACUGUGCUCAACAUGCCAUUACUACCCAACCUGGACCUCAAAAAUGACCCGUCUGAACUGACAGAACUGGUGCAAACCUACAAGCAAGAGGUGACCGAAGCAGCCUGCGAGCUCAUUUGUGAUUGGGCGCAGAAGAUCCUGAAGCGCUCUUUCGACACGGUGGUAGAAAUCGCACGAUUCCUCGUGCAAGAGCACAUCGUCAACCCCCGCUGCAGCCAAGCUGAGCUCGUCACCUCAGCUGCACUGGCGGGUGGACCCUCGAAACCUCAUAAGGUCAUCAAAAAGAUUCCUGCAGCUUCCCGAGCAGGUGGAGCAGAGGAAGAUGGCGGCAGUGUGGAAAAUAAGCAAAAAGAGAAAGACGGUGUGGAGCAGCCGCCAUCCAAUAAGCAGCAAGUCAGUGAAAAACCACCCAACAAGGUGGAGUCGGCUCGAGUGGAGGCCUACAUGAAGAAACUGCCCCAGCUUCUUCCCAGAGGCACCGUCCCAGAGAAAACCUCCCCACCGUGUCUCGCGCCAGCCGAUUCGGGCAGCGUUCAAGUCACUUUGCCCAUAACCGUAACUACAAUACCCUCACAGCCAGGCGGAACCGUCCCAGUUAUGAUUCUCCCCUCGGGCGUAAGUCUGUCCUACCCCGAACGUGAGAAAACAUCAGUCACGGUCGCCACUUCUGCAGCCCCGACUCCGGUGGUUCAAAGAGCGCGACCGGCGGCUCCUAAAAGGGCACCUGACCCCUCCACCUCAGUGUCAGCCUCUGGUGUUGUUCUGAAACGCAAAAGAGGACGACCCAGAAAACAAAGACCGGAAGAUCUAUUAUCACAUCUACAGUCGCCUUCAAUCCCAACCCCCAAUCCAGCUUUGCUCACAAGAGGCGUGAUUCAAAAGGCCAUGCCCUCCUGCCCUCCUGCCGCUCCUUCACAGCUCGUCGAAAUAGUCAUCCAGGACCAGCAGAGUCUGAUGCUCAGCCAACUUCCAACCAUCCAGGAGGUGUCAGACGUGGAGCAUCGAAGCGUAGUGGUGCAGUGUCACCCUGCCCCAGAAGCGGAGAAGCAGCAGUCCGUCCUGCUAAUGCAAGGGCCAAACCAACUCAAUUACGAGCAGGGCCGGAGGAUGGUCAUCCAGCGCGCGCCACUCUCCAGUGAAGGAAGGCCUGCUCCUAUUGAAGUGCCGCAGUCUGCAAUCACGUACCUCCCGCCGGCAACAUUACUAGAAGACCGAGGAGAAGUCGAAAUCACUCUGACUCCUGUGGAGCCACACGACGAUUCCAUGCUCCUAAAAAACUCUAAACCAGAGGACCCCUAACCGCAGUACACGAGCCGAGCAUCUCCGAGAUCUCAGCGGGAAUGCCUUUUCAGUGCUUCUGUGAAUGGCACACUAGCUUGUCGUCAAACUGAGGCAUGUACCAUCUUGGCUGAGCUUGGGUAUGUAUGCUUUCAGUGUAAAAAUGAUGUAUAGAAGUACAACCUUUCAUCGUUGCCUUCAAACAGCAACUACACUCAUAUUUUCAUGAACAUACAGCGUACGUGAAUUCCUGAAGAUUUCAAGAGUGCUUUUAAAGAGAUUAUCCAGUUUAAGUGACCUAAGCCUAAUGUUUUGACUGUUUUGAUGAGAAUUUCAGUACAACGAACAGAUAUACUCGUAAACAACAGUCCAAUCUGGUCUAGCUCAGUUAUAAACAUCUUUAAAAAAAAGAUUAUUGGUCAUUAGAGUUAGAAGAACUGCGUUUGUCACCAUGUUUAGUGCCAUAAAAGGGCAGUCGAUCUUUUAUUGCGCUGACCGUCUUUGCAUGAUUGUGUUUGUAAACACGAAUCGAGACUUUUGAGUGUGUUUUCUAGCUGUUCAGAUGACAAAGAGUGGUAUUACGGGUUUGCAACUUCGGGGUUCUGAAGUCCCUUUUUCACCCAAUGGUCGGGUUAAUAGUCGUGCGGUCAGUUUUUUUUUUACGUUGCAAAUGGAUACAGAUAAACAAAGCGUAGAAAUUAUUACAUCCGGUUGCUGUUGCAAAGGUUGAGAAGACACUACUGGCUCGGAUUGUGCACAAUGUAGGUGGAUGGAAAAACAAAGACCUCUUAAGUCCCUUUAAAUAUGCAAAUGAGGCUAUGAUUUCGGGAUUUCUCUCUAAGAGCCCCUCCCUGCAUUCAGGUCUGUCCAGUCAUUCUCUUACAACAAGUUUAGCACUUAAGAGAUGUAUAUAAUUUAUCUGUGAGCCCAGAGGAAUAUCUUCGAACAUACCAGAACUAAUUUUAUUUUGCAAGUGUAUAGCCGUCGUCACUAUAUUGCAACUAUGAAAAUAUAAUACUUAUUAUUAGUUACUAGUAAAGUGUGCGCUGUCACCCUAAAAGCAUGUACAAAAACUAAAUUAGAGGUUGAGAUGUUAAAUUGCUGAAAUCUGAUUAUAUUAUUUAAAUUCAAACGAAAUAUUUACUAAUUAUUUAUUUAUGCAAAUUUUACAAAGCUUGAGCCACAACAGCCUGUUGUUGUGUUGUUAUCUUGCCUUUAUGGACAGCUUUUCCGUUUUAUAGCCUUGAAAUGCUACACUGAAAUACUAGAAUUGUUCUAGUAGUUUGAGUUUCUGAUAUUACACUUGAUCUUAGCCCCAAAUAUUGUAGCUUUACAAUUUGUAUAAUUAUGAUUUUUAUUUAAAAUCAAUUAAAGAGUGAAUAAAGACUUGUAGCAGCUUUAUUGAAUAUUAUUUGAUUGGCUUUUGAAAGGCUAAUAAAACAAACUUCAAGAUUUCAGCUCAACAAAAAGGCCGUUGAUGGUUUAACGAGGUUUAUUAGGCUCUUAAUUAGCCACUCCAAUGAUUAUGUAUGAAGAGAUUUGGAGUCAGAUGCUGUUAUUUAUUCAGAUGUUGUAGUAAUAUAUGUGAGAUGGGAAAGGAGUAGACUAGUGAUAGUUUUACUAUGGAGUUAUGGUGCUUUAAAAAAGCGAAACGGGUUUAACUAACAACACAAAUGAUUGUGAAUUCACAUCGCAGCGAUUUCACCAAUCAGCAGUUUGACUGCACCCAAUGUCCGCUGCUAACUGGUGCUGAUUCUGGGUAGAUUUACUACGGUACAAUGGUUGUGAAAUGGCAACUGGCUGUCAGACAGCCUGCUAGCUUUGGUUAGCAUAAAAUAUAUUUAGGCUUGUGAAAUAACGUGUUAUAUAUGUCAUGUUUAAUUUUGAAUAAACACGGCUGCUCGAUUUACUCAAUGUAAGACAAGUUACCAAAUUUGAUGAAAUAAUUUCAUAUAACAACAGGAGCUUUCAUUUUGUAUAUUGUCAAAUUGGUAGGGCCUGUUAUGGAAGCUUGUUUUUGACCACAGAACACACUUUUUUAUUAUUAUUAAUAAUAAUUCCUUACAUUUAUAUAGCGCUUUGAGACACUGAAAGCGCUUCACACAUUGGGGGGAAUCUCCUCAUCCACCACCAGUGUGCAGCAUCCACCUGGAUGAGAUGACGGCAGCCAUAUUGCGCCCGACCGCACACCAGCUGAUUGGUGGAGAGGAGCCAAUUAUGAUAUGGGGAUUGUUAGGAGGCCAUGAUGGACAGAGGCCAGUAGAUACAUUUGGACAGGAUGGUGGGGUUAAACCCCUAGUCUUUUGCGAAGAACAUCCUGGCAUUUUUAAAAACCACAGAGAGUCAGAACGUUGAGCGCCCUCUGCUGGUCUUAGUAACACCACUUCCGGAUGCAACCUAGCAUUCCCAUGUGGUUUCCUAUCCAGGUACUCAGCGGGCACAGCCCUGCAUAGCUUCAGUGGGCGACCAUGUGAGAGUUGCAGAGAGCUAGCUGCCGGUCGAUUUUUAAAUGGUAAUCGUGGCUUUUUAUCACACAAUUUAGACUUUUCUAAAUGUAAUGUGUAUACAUUACAUUUAGAAUUGGAUAAAAGCACCAUAUACAUUUGCUAUUAAUAAAAUCACAGUUCUAAAACUCAAAGUUCUGAGAGGAACAAAUAAGUGAUAAUUAUGUUUUCAUAAUUGUGUGAUAAUUUUUUUUUUUUUUGAAAAAGCCAAAAAUACAGCCAAAAAUGUAUAUUGUCAGAAUUACAAGAUGAUAACUUGUGUUUUUGUGAAAAAAGCUUGAAUUGUCAUAUAUAAACUUAAAUUUGUAAAAGGCAAACUUUAAAAACGUAUUUAAAAAUCGCAAUUGCAAUAAGGUCACAAUUUUGACAGUAAUUAUAAGAUAAAAAUCGGAAUUUAUAGGUAAAAAAUGAGGUACGAUUUCAUAUAAACCGAGUUUAUAUUUCCAAUUCUGUUUUUUUUUUCAGACUUGUGAGUUUAUCUUGCAAUUCAGAUUUGUUUUUGCUGUUGUCCAAAUUGUCAAAGAAAAAAAUACAAUGUUUAAUUCCAUAUUUGUUUUCCUGUGUGGAAAUGGGCUUCCAUACCCAGUACCUUUUUUUUUAACAUUUGUGCUUUAUUAUUUUUAUCAUAAGUAAUCAUUGUUAAAGAUAUAGUUCACCCAAAAAAGGUAAAAUAUGUGCUGAAAAUUUGCAUUCCAAGAUGUAUAUCAGAUAGCCAGAUACUCUGCAGUCAGAAUAAAAAAAAACAACACAAUAAUCCAAAAGCAACUCAGAGAAACAAAGCCAUCGUAAUUCAUUUUAACCUAAAACCUUUGCUUCUGGCCAUCCAUAACAGUCCAUAAUCCAUAACUCCUCAUUCAAUCUCCUGUUGUCCUCUUCACGUCACAAUCCACAGAUAAAUUCAGAGCAGUUUUGGUGCUUUAUCUGUUAAUAUUUCUCUUCUGAUUUAGACUAAAUAAAGCAGUGUUUGGGAUAUUUUAGCCUGAAGUUUAAAGCCGUCAAAAACGCAGCAUUUCAAUGCGGAAAACAUCAAUUUAAUAGUCUAGAGUCUUGUGGAUUUUUGCAAAAAUUAAUUCCGUUAUGAUGCUAAUGCCAAAUUUGCUUAGGUCUGUUCCAUUAGAGAAACAAACGCACAUCUUGAGUGGACAAAUAUAAUUUUUUUUGGUGAACUACAUCUUUAAAGUCAGUGUACAGUUCUAAUACUCUGCCUCAUUUGCUCUUCGGAGAUUUGAAUACUAAAAUAUGAAUAUCCUGACAACAGCAGUUCUAAAUCCUGCAUAAUAGCAAAACACUGACAAAAAGCAGAAAUAAAAGUCAUUCACUUCAUUAAACAAUGAAAAAAGACUAAACAAUGGGACUUUAGAGUAAUAUAUUUCUGAAAGAUCGCAUAAUAAUCGAGGAAUGAGUGCAAGUAAUCACAUUUGAAGUAGCGAAGAGCUUUUUAUACCAGAGAGGUGAUCGAAUACAUGCGAAAACUUUUGGGAAUACUCGUAUCCGUUGACAGAUGAUCUUGUUUCCUGAUACCGUGUCACACGCCACAGAAAUGUAACAUGUUCAGUACAACAUAGUGCCUCAUACAAACCACUGUGCUCUGUAAAUAUCCAUUUUCUUUCAUUAUUUAUGAGGUUGUGAUUUCGCUCUGAAGCACCGAGUGGAUUGUUUGCUUUCAAGGCUCUUAAAACUGUUGCCCUCAAAACACAAACUAAAAAAAAAGAGAAAAGGAAAACCAAAAUGACAAGGUGUGGCGAUUGUGUGUUGUAAUUACCCAUCAGUGUUGGUAAUUCUUACGUUUCAUUGUGACGAACUCAAAGGAAACGUGUUUAGCACAUUAACUUUUCACCGAGUCAUGUAGAGUUGUUCAGUAGUCGCGUUUUUUUUCUCGGUUGUGCGUGUCGGUAGUAUGCCAUUUUUUCCGAUCCCAAUUGACAUCUAACAUGUCUGACGUUUCGAUCUUUUUUUUUGUUAGUCGGUCCAUGCAUGGUUUGUGUAUUGAAUUUUAGGUUUGUUUCCAAAGGAUCCGAUAUAUUCGUUUGGAGUUGCGCAGUUUCUUUUGACAGCAUUUGAACCCUGGUGUUUGUCUUGCACUUUAUUUUCUCAACGGAAAGCACACAGGGGGAGAACAAGACGAAAUGCAGCACCUUGUAUGUUAUUCGUUUUUUUGUACUUAUAAAGUCCGCUCUUUGAAAACGUUUCCUUUUUUUGUAUUUCAUGUGUGUUUUUUCCAUGUUUAAACUGUACAAUUAGACAUCUUCCAUAUAUAUAAAUAUAUUAAAAAAAUUAAAUUAUCUCUGACUGUGAGCACAUUUUCAUAAAUCAGCACUAAUAAACAAUACAUAUGAUGUGUUUCUUUA
Messenger RNA from Danio rerio (zebrafish), 7612 nucleotides. The record is from RefSeq and is a predicted model, not a curated record. Lineage: Eukaryota; Metazoa; Chordata; Actinopteri; Cypriniformes; Danionidae.